ACGGGAACCAAGCUAUGGUCUUGGUGAUAGUUUGGCGGUUCCAGAGAAGCGACGGGUAGGGCCAGUUAUUGUUGAAGUACAAACGGGUAUCAAGAAAAUGCAACGUCUGCAAUACUUGACAGAGUCUG
Messenger RNA from Paraglomus occultum, 128 nucleotides. The record is from the annotation of a GenBank genome assembly. NCBI's taxonomy places the organism in Eukaryota, Fungi, Glomeromycota, Glomeromycetes, Paraglomerales, Paraglomeraceae.